Tupaia belangeri chinensis (Chinese tree shrew) is the source of this 1616-nucleotide messenger RNA. It is a transcript of the gene LIMS2, whose product is annotated as LIM zinc finger domain containing 2. The record is from RefSeq and is a predicted model, not a curated record. Gene Ontology annotation, cellular component: cell-cell junction; focal adhesion; cytoplasm. Gene Ontology annotation, biological process: cell-cell junction organization; positive regulation of substrate adhesion-dependent cell spreading; cell-cell adhesion. Lineage: Eukaryota; Metazoa; Chordata; Mammalia; Scandentia; Tupaiidae.
GCCCCCGCCCCCUGCCGCGCCCGGCAACAUGUCCGAUGCCCUGGCCAAUGCUGAGUGCCAGCGCUGCCAGGCCCGCUUCGCCCCCACCGAGCGCAUCGUCAACAGUGGCGGGGAGCUCUACCAUGAGCACUGCUUCGUGUGUGCCCAGUGCUUCCGGCCAUUCCCCGAGGGGCUCUUCUAUGAGUUCGAAGGCCGGAAGUACUGCGAACACGACUUCCAAAUGCUGUUUGCUCCGUGCUGCGGCUCCUGUGGUGAGUUCAUCGUUGGCCGAGUCAUCAAGGCCAUGAACAACAACUGGCACCCAGCGUGCUUCCGCUGCGAGCUGUGUGAGGUGGAGCUGGCUGACCUGGGCUUCGUGAAGAACGCGGGCAGGCACCUCUGCAGGCCUUGCCACAACCGCGAGAAGGCCAAGGGCCUGGGCAAGUACAUCUGUCAGCGGUGCCACCUGGUCAUCGAUGAGCAGCCCCUCAUGUUCAGGAGUGACGCCUACCACCCCGACCACUUCAGCUGCACUCACUGUGGGAAGGAGCUGACCGCCGAGGCCCGAGAGCUGAAGGGCGAGCUCUACUGCCUGCCCUGCCGCCCCCUCUGCGGGGCCUGCCGCCGGCCCAUCGAGGGCCGUGUGGUCAACGCACUGGGCAAGCAAUGGCACGUGGAGCACUUUGUUUGCGCCAAGUGUGAGAAGCCAUUCCUGGGGCACCGGCACUACGAGAAGAAGGGCCUGGCCUACUGUGAGACCCACUACAACCAGCUCUUUGGAGAUGUCUGCUACAACUGCAGCCACGUGAUCGAGGGUGAUGUGGUGUCGGCGCUCAACAAGGCCUGGUGUGUGAGCUGCUUCUCCUGCUCCACCUGCAACAGCAAGCUUACCCUGAAGAACAAGUUUGUGGAGUUUGACAUGAAGCCCGUGUGUAAGAGGUGCUACGAGAAGUUUCCACUCGAGCUGAAGAAGCGGCUGAAGAAGCUGUCCGAGCUGACCUCCCGCAAGGCCCAACCCAAGAGGCCCGGGACCACGACUGACAACCAUAUCUACCUGUGACCACCAGCUACAGCUCAUGAACCUCCAGGGUCAGGAGCAGGUGGGACCCUGCUCUCACCUGCCUGGCUUGGACCACAGCUCCCAGCCCCACCUGUCCUGGCCUGCCCCUUCCCACAGGGCCUUGGUCACAGUCUCCCGGGUGAGCCUCUGCUCAGCCUGGGCUCACUGUGUCUGUGUACUGAGGUGUCCAUACCAGGGCAGCCCAUCUGGACCCAGGGACAGAGCCACACAGAGGGGUCCCUGGGAGCUGUCCCCGACUGUGGAGCUGCUCACCCAGCCCUGUGGGACCCCUGUGCCCACACUGGGCCAGCAAAUCCUGCACCACCCCCCAGGAGCCAGCUGGAGGGGCAGGAGCCCCACUCCUUCCAUCAACACUCGGGCGGCCUUCCUGAUAUCCUGGCUUGGCCACCCACCCUCCUCACCCAGGGCCUACGAGGAGCCUUUGGGUGCAGCUGGGGUGAGGCCGGGGUGAGGAGGAGUGGUUUGUGCCCACCACCAGCAAGGACACUUCCCCCCUGGUCAGCACAGACCUGGCAUCAGGCUCACGCUUAUGCAAUGAAGGCUAUUCACAUGAGCA